Messenger RNA from Aethina tumida (small hive beetle), 1752 nucleotides. Its product is annotated as tetraspanin-11. Gene Ontology annotation, cellular component: membrane. NCBI's taxonomy places the organism in Eukaryota, Metazoa, Arthropoda, Insecta, Coleoptera, Nitidulidae. The record is from RefSeq and is a predicted model, not a curated record. The transcript is spliced from 4 exons. Bases 234 to 1196 code for a protein of 320 amino acids.
CAACGCUUCCAUCAUGCAUGCCAUCCGACCCCACUUCUUUAUGCUCUGCUAAUUGUUGUUUCCUUCCUGUCCGAUUUAGUUGAAGUUAUUUGUUUCAUUCAGUUUGUCUAGAUUCGUUUAGGAGCAUUUGCGGUGACUAAUGACAAAAUGAGCCCAGUGAAUUGGCGGCAAUAAGUGAGAAAAUAAGAUGUGACACAUUAGUGCAGUACUGUGCUGUUGUCUUAGUGGAAGCUAUGGGGGUUUUUUCGCUCGUUGGUAGCAAGGUGCUUUUGGCUUUGUGCAACUUUUUACUUUUGACAUGUGGCUUUAUCCUUGCUAUCGGUGGAAUUAUGGUCCUGUUCGACUCGGACCGUGUGCUCUUGUCUAAGCUACUGUCGGCGGGACCUUUUUCAACCCUCACUCAUCCACUUCUCUAUUACGUAUCAAUAGGACUUGCAAUCCUUGGUUUAAUAUUAGCAUCAGCUGGAGUACUUGGUUGCUGGGCAUCUUGUAUGAACAAUUAUUGUUUGUUAACAUCAUACUUCUUCAUUGUGAUAGUGGUGCUAGUAGCGGAAUGCGUGGUUUAUGCGACAGCAUGGGCUUGGCCAAGUUGUCUGGGUCUGGGCCUGGAUCCUGAAAUCACCACGAAAUCUCUGCAAAGGAAUUACGGUGUCACUGGACAAGAACAAUUUACUGCCGCCGUUGACCUAGCCCAAACUAUGUUCCAUUGUUGCGGCAUGGAAACCGCCGACGAAUACGACACGUCACUUUGGAGAUUGCAAGCUCUGGGACCAUCUCUGUCAAUUCCCCUAACCUGCUGCAAGUUAGAAAAUCUAAACCAAUCCAAAGCGUAUUUGAACCCUACACCCAUAAAUAUAACGUUGUGCCAAGCCCUUGAAAGAAACCGUCACGAAGGUUUUAGACAUUUGGACGGAUGCAAGGAACCCUUAGAACAAUGGUACAGGGAACAGUAUGUUUUUUUCUUGGCAGGAGGGCUCGUGGUGGUGCUUGUUGAAUUCGUGGUGCUAUUGAGUACGAUUUUAAUGUGCACUCGAAUCUACCACCACAACGAGGAGACGAAGGAAAACGCGAAAAACACGGAAAUCGAACCUAAAUCGGAAUCGAGAAAUAGAUCUUCUCUGGGGGCGUACAGUAACGAGACAUACGCGAUGACCAAUAGUUUUCGACGGAACUAUAAAUUGGCCGACAGGGCAUGAUGGUGGAUGUGCGGCAAAUUUAAGCCAACCUAUGUGUAUCGAGUCGAGUGUGAUUCUAGUAGUAUGUUGUGGUGAAGGCGAUUUUGUAAAUCGCUUAAUUAAUUGUAGUUUCAUUAACAUGACCAUUAUUGUAAGUUGCAGAGUUAAAUUUUAUUGGAAACAUUUUAUAUACGACUAUAACGAUUAUUGCUUAAAGCGUUAAAGUUACCAAAUUAUUUAGUUUUAUUUUAAUAAAUAAACGCAAAUGAUAUAUUUUAUUUAUUUAAAAAAAUUAUCAUAAGAAAGUUUGGAAAAAUUUAUGAAUUUUUUUUGUAGGAAAGCACUGCGCAUGCGUCGCCGGUUUAUACUAGUUUCUAAUUAUUCUUCGAACAAGGUUUAUAACUGCUCAAAUUACAAUCUGCAUACAAAUAUUUACACAAUAAUACCAAUAUAAGAAGAAACCAUUACUUCAUGUUAUAAAAUAGCCAUCUCAUUGCGCCAGUAAUAUACAUAUAUCUCAUUUACAAUUUUGUAGCCCAUUUUAAUAUUAUAAUUUAAAUAAAAUAUAAGAAUGAAA